Aphanomyces astaci is the source of this 1263-nucleotide messenger RNA. RefSeq lists its product as hypothetical. The record is from RefSeq and is a predicted model, not a curated record. The transcript is spliced from 4 exons. Lineage: Eukaryota; Oomycota; Saprolegniomycetes; Saprolegniales; Verrucalvaceae. The coding region runs from base 1 to 1263 and encodes 420 amino acids.
AUGAGAAGCGCCGCACACAAAACGGCACCGACGUCGCACAUUGAGCGCGAACACCUCGAGUACCUCAAAUAUGACGCCGCAGCCCCGAUUUCGGAGCAGAAUCUGUUCAUGCCCAUGUCUCACGCAGUGUACGGUUGGCCGACCUGGAUUACGUCGUCGCUGUUGCCCUUCAACUUUUGUGAAAACGACAUGGCUCGCCGCUACUCGAACCUUGGUCCCAUCAGCAACAAGACGCUCAUGAAAUGGAUGCACCAAAUGUGUCGUUGGUUGGAAGCGAAGCUAACGAAGACCUUGCCCGAGUCGUUUGCAUGUGUAUUUGAUGCCUGGACAAGUGGGUCGACACAUUACGUGGCGGUCUUUGCGUCGUUCCCAAGUGAUUCGUUGCGUGAAUACAAGAAUGUGUUGCUCGAAUUGUUGCCGAUAAACGACGAAGAUUCAUUAGAGAGUGGCAGCGCCCAGAUUUGCGUUUUGCGACUGUCCACUUCCGUGAAAUUCAUCCCGUCGUUCAGUGUGGCUGAUGGUUCUGACGCAAAUCGAGCUCCACCAGCUCCUGCCCUUGGCCCGUACAAGUCAACAACGCCGACGUAUCCUCCUGCUGUGUGCCCUGGCCUAUGUGGAACGUCCUCUUGUACCGGACAUAAGAUUCAAUCUCAACCGUGUGCCCGAUACAAUGCUCGUCUUGACUUUCGUUUUGACGUUGCUGGAAUAAAGCGCCUGGGAUACCUGCUCGGACUACCUGACGUUGUCAUAACCACACAACGCUAUCGUGUCAACCGGGACGAGGCAAUGUGCAUUGUCCUGGGACGCCUGGUGUUUCCGACGCGCCUGCACACGAUGUCUCGCACGCUUGGCUUUGGCAACAAGUCCCCAAACCUUCAUGACUUCGCCAUUCUUUGCUUCGAACGGUCUCUCCGCGUUUACCUGCCGAAGCAGCAUGAUAUCUUCUUGUUCCGUGUACAGGCGGCGCUUGUUGGGUGUUUACAUGACGGGUCCAAUCGGAUUUUGCUGCUGCCACCACUCAAACCCGCCUUGCAGCCUUCCUGGAGUUUUUUCGACUUUGUCCUCGAUGUGUACGGCAAACAGCACCGGAAUAUGGUGACCUUGAUCGGCGAUAAUUGCACCACGAACCGUGCAUUUGCUCGCUUAGCUGGCAUCCCUAUGGUGGGUUGUGCCUCUCAUCGGUUCAACUUGUUCGUCGGUGAUGUUCUAGCCGACUAUGAGGACCUGCUGUGUGCUGCACACGCCAUCACGAAGAAGCUGUAG